This is a messenger RNA of Ornithorhynchus anatinus (platypus), 976 nucleotides long. It is a transcript of the gene DNAJC24, whose product is annotated as DnaJ heat shock protein family (Hsp40) member C24. The transcript has 5 exons. Gene Ontology annotation, molecular function: ferrous iron binding; ATPase activator activity. The record is from RefSeq and is a predicted model, not a curated record. The coding region runs from base 157 to 588 and encodes 143 amino acids. Gene Ontology annotation, biological process: positive regulation of ATP-dependent activity. NCBI's taxonomy places the organism in Eukaryota, Metazoa, Chordata, Mammalia, Monotremata, Ornithorhynchidae.
UCAUCGCUUCCGCCUGCGCCCCCGCGAAAUGCGUCCGCCGCCCAUCGGGCCCAUCGAUCGACCCCAUCGCUGCUAUCGAUCGAGCGCCACUCCGGGGGCGGGGGGAGGGGCGAGCAUCGGCUCCUGGGCGAGCGGCGGGGCCGCCUGGCGACUUGGAUGUCACAAAAGGACUGGUAUCGUAUUCUGGGUGCAGAACCAUCAGCGAAUCUGUCGGACCUAAAACAGAAGUAUCAAAAGCUUAUAUUAUUGUAUCAUCCAGACAAACAGAGUGCAGAUGUGCCAGCCGAAACCGUGGAGGAGCGCGUGCAGAGGUUCAUCGAAAUUGAUCAGGCGUGGAAGAUUCUAGGGAACGAAGAGACGAAGAGAGAGUACGACCUGCAGCGGCGAGAAGAUGAUCUAAGAAACGUGGGACCAAUACAUACUCGAGUAUAUCUUGAAGACAUGUCCUGGAAUAAAGACGAACAGUGUUACGCUUUCAGUUGCCGAUGCGGUGGAAAAUAUACUGUCUCGAAGGAGGAAGUGGAAGAAGUUAACCUGAUUUCUUGUGACACGUGUUCACUAAUUCUAGAAAUUCUCCAACCCAACUGAAGUAAUUUCAUACGGUGCACCAGAAAAACUGCUCAGUACAUAGAGAAGGAGGCGACGGGUUUCGUCCCACUGAGAGAACACAGAUUUCAAAUCAGAUCCAUUUUGGGGUGCACUCUGGGAAACUGAUGAAAUUUCAGCCUUAGUACUCUUUAUAAGGAUAACCAGGGAAAUAUAAUUUCAAGGAGCUCCCCCGUGAACUGAAUUAAAAUGGGAAUAAUUUUUCAUACUUGGUGAAUUCUAGCCAAGCUGCUCAUCCUCCUCACUCCCUGACUUUCAGGGGAAGGAGAGAUAGGCACCCCCUUUAACAAGUUGGUCAUGUGACUAUUCAGCCUGCCAGAAUUUUCAUGGUGACUUCAUAUUUUUCAAUAAAAAUGGAACAUAAAAUUUA